AUGAAGCGGGAGAUGCGUGCAGCGAUGGCCGUCGUGUGCGAACGGUCGGGAGGGGUCGCCUGUGUCAGGAGAAGUGUGGGUGCAGCGGCGAGGAGGAAGGUGGGGCCUGGUGCCCCUGGAAACUGGGAUAUACGGGACGAGAUCGUACAGAGGACGUCAAGGGAUGGGAGGACGGAUGUAGCAUCGUGGAGGGCCUGUGCCCUGCGAGCUGCAGAAGGGUGUGUGGUGCUGGAGCGCGCGUCGGUUCGCAAGGGAGCUCCUGCAGCACGAGAAGGGUCGCCUGGGAUAAGGGGAGAAGAGGACUCACCGUCCCCGUGCAGGGGGGGUGGCGGCGGCGAUGGUGGUGGUGCCACACUGGGUGGGGCCGGGGCCCUUGGCAGUCCGCGCCCCGAAGCCAGGGAGGGGGAGUGUGGCGGUGAGUCUGAAGUGCAUGCCAUGGUGCGCCCCCCUCCCUCAGCGGUGUGGGGUCCGGGUGGCGGCUUUGCUAUCCCCGCUGGAGGGGUGUCUGCAGGGGGGGAGGCCUCGAACCUGAUACUGGUGCCCUCCUGCGCCACGGGUAGUGUGUCGGCAACAGGCUGCAUCGGGGGAGGCGCCACUACAUCUGGGUGCGGGUGGCACGGCCUCGGAACCAGCCCUGUGGAGUGGCGUGAGGUGCUGGUUGGUUCGGUUCCCGGAGGUGGGCAGCCAAAGGUGCAGGUGGAGGGCGGCAUUGUGGGAUGGUGUGGGCCCGUUCCUUUCUCUCCUAUCCCCGCUGCCCCUUGGCCUACUGCGCCUGGACCCACUGCUGGCCCUUCACUGGCAGCACCCAUUUCAGCACCUACCGCUCCUGGCGUGGCUUCUGCCGUCCCUGCUGGGGCCUCCGCCUCCCCUUCCAGGGCCUCUGCCGCCUCUGCUGGGGCCUCUGCCGCCCCUGCUUGGGCCUCUGCCGCCUCUGCUGGGGCCUCUGCCGCCUCUGCUGGGGCCUCUGCCGCCCCUGCUGGGGCCUCCGCCGCCUCUGCUGGGGCCUCUGCCGCCCCUGCUGGGGCCUCUACCAUCUCUGCUAGGGCCUCUGCCGUCUCUGCUGGGGCCUCUGCUGGGGCCUCUGCCAUUCCUGCUGGGGCCCCUGUCAUUCCUGCUGGGGCCUCCGCCGCCCCUGCUGGGGUCUCCGCCGCCCCUGCUGGGGCGGUUGCCGCCCCUGCUGGGGCCACCAUCGCUCCUGCUACGGUCUCUGUCACCCAUGUUGGCUGCGUUAUGGCCCCGGCGGCUCCUGCUGUCCACCCCUCUGCUGCGCUCCCCCCUGCAGCACUCCCCCCGGCGACUCCGGUGCCGUCCUUGGCAGCCCCUGCCGCCCCUUCCCCUGCAGCCUCUGCUGUUCCUUCCCCUGCUGCCUCUGUUGCCUCUUCCCGUGCAGCCACUGCUGCCCCUUCCUUUGCAGCCUCUGCUGCCCCGUCCCGUGCAGCCUCUGCUGCCCCUUCCUCUGCAGCCUCUGCUGCCACUUGCUCUGCAGCCUCUGCUGCCCCUUCCUCUGCAGCCUCUGCUGCCACUGUUUCUGCAGUCUCUGCUGCCCCUUCCUCUGCAGCCUCUGCUGCCCCUUCCUCUGCAGCCUCUGCUGCCACUUUCUCUGCAGUCUCUGCUGCCCCUUCCUCUGCAGCCUCUGCUGCCCCUUCCUCUGCAGCCUCUGUUGCCACUUUUUCUGCAGCCUCUGCUGCCCCUUCCUCUGCAGCCUCUGUUGCCCCUUCCACCACCGCCUCACUUUCCCCUUCCCCUGUGGCGUCUGUUGCACAUUUCCCCCCAGCUCUGCCAUCUCCCACUUCUGUGUGCUUGGGUGUGCGGGCAGGGUUUGGUGUUUUCAUGUGGUUAUUAGCUUGGGAGUGGGAGGUAGAGGGUGAGUUGGAGGACCUCUCCACUGAGCAUGCACGGGUGCCUUCGCUAUCAUCUGCAGGGAGGGUGGGCAGGGAUGGGGCAGCGGGGUUGGGGCGGGGUCUUGAGCGUGCUGGCUCCUCUUCAUGUGUUUCUUCCAGUGAGGCUUGGCGUUCCUGCACUCCAUCUUCUUCAAGGGGUGAUGGAACCGACGGGGGAGGGGUGGAACAGAAUUCAACGGGAGGUGGGGAUGGGCAGGUGAGGCAAAUGGGGGAGGGAAAGGGGGAGGGAAAGGGGGAGGGAAAGGGGGAGGGAAAGGGGGAGGGAAAGGGGGAGGGAAGGGGGGAGGGCAGAGGGGUAGGGGCGAAGGGUUGUUGGUGA
Closterium sp. Yama58-4 is the source of this 2220-nucleotide messenger RNA. NCBI's taxonomy places the organism in Eukaryota, Viridiplantae, Streptophyta, Zygnematophyceae, Desmidiales, Closteriaceae. The record is from the annotation of a GenBank genome assembly.